AUGAACGCCAUUCCCAGUGCUGGCGGGCGACCCCGCGCCGUAGUAACGCGAUUACAUUACUACUCAGAUUGUGCAGAAAUUCUCCGAAGGGCUAGAGAACUACAACAGAUUAAGACCAGAGACAUUGCCAUCUCCGUUUUUCCUGACUACACUGCGAAGACGGCUCGCGCGCGUGCAGCCUUCAAUGAUGUGCGCCGUCAACUCAGGGACAUUGGUGGAAUUCGCUUUGGGAUUCUUCACCCAGCCAAGCUACACAUCACGCACGACGGGAAACAACGCGACUUUAUCUCCCCAGAGGAAGCAGCAAAGUUUGUGAAGACUAUAACUGGAUAG
Messenger RNA from Knipowitschia caucasica, 333 nucleotides. The record is from the annotation of a GenBank genome assembly. Lineage: Eukaryota; Metazoa; Chordata; Actinopteri; Gobiiformes; Gobiidae.